AUGAGAGAAGUCAACUUCAGCAUCCCCAACGUCAACAAGGCGUCGGUUGGCAUUACGACCGCCCUCUAUGAUCGACGAGCCCUCGACUGCACGUCCACCCUUCCUCUCAUCAACUCGCUUAACCAUCUUGCCUACCUUACCACCUCUUCCGCCCGCAUCCGCGAUAUUCUCACGGUCGAUGGCGGUAUCGAACGCUUGGUUUGCAUCCUGAAACGCGGUCGCAGCAAGGACAUGAUGGAUAUGUGGAAAUGGAAUCUAGCUUUCCAAUGCGUCGUCAACAUUGGCGUUAGGGGCACGGAAAAUGUUCGCACCCGUGUCGUCGAGGCAGACAUGGUUCCCGUUAUCGCUACUAUCCUCGACAACUACAUCAAGGUUACCGAGAAGUGUAGGGACAAAUCGGACGACAAAAGCAAAGAUCAUCAUCAUCGUCACAGAAGCCAUGAGCAUCGUAGCGUUCACAAGGCUCCGUCCUUCACAAACAGAUCCAGCCGUGUCGAGGUCGAUCAAAGAUCCUCUCGACGCCAGGCACCUCCUCCUUCCAUCGAUGUCUCUGCAACAUAUGCCGGCUCGUCAUCCUCGAGUUCUACAGCUGACCAGCAAACCACCGAAACAACGCCCGCUCCGCCUCAGCACCCUCCUGCUGCUUCCACUGAAAGACCUGCGUUUUCGGCUCACCGACAUCACCAUCACCACCAUCACCAUCACCACCACUACCGUGCUGCAGAAGCUCGCCACGCAGUUGCAUCCCCGUCUCGACAAGUGGUCCAACCCCUUGCACCAGCCGUCCCGGCCGCCGAGACCGCCGACGGUUUUGUCCGACCGGUUCGUGAUGCUGACCGUCUCGCAUCGAUGAUGUCCUUGGGUCAUGCGAACCUUACCUCGCAACCCUCGUCUCCCACAACUCCGCUCCCACCUCCGCAGAUGCGCUCCCCCACUGUUCGGCCCACGUCCAUGCUCGCUCCGACCAGUCGAUCACGUCGCCGACCCUCGAUUAGACACCAAAACUCAACAGUCGACUCGGACGACUUGGUUGGCGAUGACGCUCCUUCCGACGAGUCCCCUGAUGCCGAAAUGUCGGGAACAGGUAAUGAGAUGCAGUCGGCCGUCAAUAUCCAAGACAUCACUAUGGAAGAGGGAGACAGUAUGCUUGCUGGAUCCACUGCGAUGGACUUGAACACGCCUACUGUGUCGGAGACUCAGGAUACAGGAGCCUUCAACAUUACGCAUCGCGGCCCUGUGGACACCAGCAAUGCUGCCACCACAACCCCUGCCCCUGUGCCUCCCAUUGGCCUAUCGCCGAACCGACCUGCCAUGGUCACACCACCUCAGCCAGCAAUCCCCAACGCCAGCGUCCCCCGAUAUCUUCUUGAUCGCCAACUCGUUCCCAACGCUCAAAUGCUUGCUGCCAUGCCUCGCGAAGAGGACGUUCUCAUGUCUCUGCAGCUACUUGCCUACGUUUCUAAGUAUUGUGGGCUGCGGUCCUACUUCCAAAAAAGCCACCUGGUCCCCAGACUCAAAAUUGGAAAGGAACUCCGUUACCUGGAUGGGGACACUGCCGCUGCGGAUCAAGGCGAGGAGGAGGAGCUAGAAGAAGAAUACCUGCUGCCCAACGAUUUCAACAUUUUUCCCCUUGUGGAGAAGUUUACCGUGCGACAUCACAGUACAGAUAUGCAGUACUGGGCCGGCGUCGUCAUGCGGAACUUGUGUCGAAAAGACGACACUCGAGGAGGCAUUCGACAAUGCGCCUACUAUCAGUGUGGCAAAUGGGAAGAAUUCACCCGCCAAUUUGCCAAGUGUCGUCGCUGCCGACGCACAAAAUAUUGCAGCAAGGAAUGCCAGAAAAGUGCAUGGGCUUUCCAUCGACACUGGUGCGUUGCGGCCACCCAGUGA
Colletotrichum truncatum is the source of this 1890-nucleotide messenger RNA. Its product is annotated as MYND finger. Gene Ontology annotation, biological process: establishment or maintenance of cell polarity; ubiquitin-dependent protein catabolic process. NCBI's taxonomy places the organism in Eukaryota, Fungi, Ascomycota, Sordariomycetes, Glomerellales, Glomerellaceae. Gene Ontology annotation, cellular component: MUB1-RAD6-UBR2 ubiquitin ligase complex. The record is from RefSeq and is a predicted model, not a curated record.